Peromyscus eremicus (cactus mouse) is the source of this 1041-nucleotide messenger RNA. RefSeq names its product mesoderm posterior bHLH transcription factor 1 (gene Mesp1). The coding region runs from base 35 to 775 and encodes 246 amino acids. Gene Ontology annotation, biological process: regulation of transcription by RNA polymerase II; somite rostral/caudal axis specification; heart morphogenesis. The record is from RefSeq and is a predicted model, not a curated record. Gene Ontology annotation, cellular component: nucleus. NCBI's taxonomy places the organism in Eukaryota, Metazoa, Chordata, Mammalia, Rodentia, Cricetidae. Gene Ontology annotation, molecular function: protein dimerization activity; DNA-binding transcription factor activity, RNA polymerase II-specific; RNA polymerase II cis-regulatory region sequence-specific DNA binding. The transcript is spliced from 2 exons.
CUGACGCGGGCCCAAUGGACCGGCCUCCGCUGCCAUGGCCCAGCCUCUGUGCGCGCCGCUCGCCCAGUCCUGGAUCCCGGGUCCCGCUCGUCGUCCCCCGAUGGUGCCUUCCGACCGGGACAGCGUCUGCUCCCCGGGCUGGCACUCGGACUCGUGGGACGGUGCCCAGACUGGUAGCCCCACGCCACCCUGCGCCCGCCCGGCCCGGCGCGCUGGGACCCCCGGCAGGCGCGGGACGCACAGCAGCCGCCUGGGUAGCGGACAGCGGCAGAGCGCCAGCGAGCGGGAGAAGCUGCGCAUGCGCACGCUGGCCCGCGCGCUGCACGAGCUGCGCCGCUUUCUGCCGCCGUCCGUGGCGCCCGCCGGCCAGAGCCUGACCAAGAUCGAGACGCUGCGCCUGGCCAUCCGCUACAUCGGCCACCUGUCGGCCGUGCUGGGCCUCAGCGAGGACAGCCUCCGGCGACAGCGGCACGCAGGCGCCGCGUCACCUCGUGGUUGCCCGCUGUGCCCCGACGGCGGCCCCGCGCAGGCGCAGUCGCUCGGUCUGCAUCUGAGUCCCGCUGCCUGCAGCAGGGUGUCGUGGGGGUCCCCGCCCGCCUGCCCUGGACCCCGAGUCGUCGCAGAGUCCUGGGACCCAUCGUUCCUGUACGCCGAGACAGAGACAGCGUCCUUGGAAAGGCAGGAGAUGGAGCCCAGUCACUCGUCUCCGCUCUUCAGCAGCGACGUGCUGGCUCUGCUGGAAACCUGGACGCCGCAGGAGUGGCCGCCAGCCUGAAGCGUCAAAGGGACUAUGGAUGAUCGGCACCCUGUCUGAGCACAGAGACUUUUCCUUUUGCCUCCGCCCCUUCGAAGCGAGUAUUUCCUGGAAGAGGCACCAGCGAUACCAACGUGGGCAUUCCCGGGGUGGGAGCCUCAUCUAGUACCUUCCCAACCCUCCUUAGGAAGGAGGGACCCAUAGGGUAAACGCUCUGAAACUGAAGCAGGCACACGACGCUGCUUGGUGUGUAUUUAUUUAUUUGUGAAUAAACCGUUUGUGCUGGU